GGGUUCUUAGUAUGGUUUGUCGUGACCUUGGUCAGCUACCAUUGAGGAAAUUGUCACUAGAUAGAGCUGAAAAGCUUAACAGCUACUAUUCAAGGAAAUUGUCACUAGAUAAUAAGGACAUUUUUACAAAUAGAAACAUCAGUUAGUUGCAUUAUUUUAUAAGUGUUAUAUAAAUAUAUAUAAUACGAGACAUGGACCAUGGCCGAUAUUUGAAUCAAAUAACGAGACGAUGAUAGAAUCCUCGGAGAGAUUGAAGUUAGAUGGGCAGAGGACUUACCACAAGCUCUAGAUGUCAUAACAGAUUUGCAAUAAGUGAAUGGACUCAUACCCACGUCGUUACCACGAAUAUUAACUUCUUGCACGAUUGUAACAAAUGUCAUGUUCUCAUCACAUUUUAAAAAUACUUAUUAUUGACUCGAAAUAGUUGUCGAUGAUGAAGGCGCUUGUAAUACUUGGUGUGUUCGCAUGUGCGUUAUCUGUUGGUGCAGACACGGCAUGUAGAAACGCUGGCGGGGACUGCCAAACAACGACCUGUCGAGGAACCUGGAGGAGUGGCCUUUGCAACGGUCCCGCGAAUAGGAGGUGCUGCAUCGACAAAAUAAGUCACUCGGCGGCUAGGUCUAUGCUGUCCCGAGAAGGCAUUGGCAUCAGCUCUAGUGGGAGAUGCUCUAACAGGUACAAUCCACGCUGCACGAGUCUAGAGCAAAUACGACGUAAAACAAUAACAGGCACCAUCAACGAGCUCAAGAGACCAAGCAGGUGCCCAAUGACAGUGACAGGAGGCACCGAGGUGGGGCAUGCAAGGGGAACAUACAGUCAUUGGAACGGAUUUAAGAUCGACCUCGGUUUGAACAGUUGCCUUAACAACUACAUCCGGGCCAAUUUCCCAUUCUACCGCAUGAGAGGACGUUACCGAGUGUACCGGGCCAGGUCCGGGAACGAGUAUUGUCUGGAAGGGAACCACUGGGACAACACAUACUACUAGAAUAUAUCUCCGGGAAUAUCAAUAAUUUGAAGAAUGAUUUAAAGUGAAAUUUGUCUAAUUUUCAAAAUAUAAAUAAAAAAGCCAUCGUAA
Owenia fusiformis is the source of this 1075-nucleotide messenger RNA. Lineage: Eukaryota; Metazoa; Annelida; Polychaeta; Sabellida; Oweniidae. The record is from the annotation of a GenBank genome assembly.